Molecule: messenger RNA, 2145 nt
Organism: Paramisgurnus dabryanus
Lineage: Eukaryota; Metazoa; Chordata; Actinopteri; Cypriniformes; Cobitidae
Source: RefSeq, a predicted model, not a curated record
AUGGCUGCUGUAAGUCAUAAAUGUCUGCUGGGAUUCAUCAUUCUCUGCUCACUUCUCACAGCCCUAAAGUCUGGACUACGUGAUGUCAUCAAAGUGUGGACUCUGAGGAGGACCACAAGUCCGGAGUGUGCCAUUUGGGACAGGGCGAUAGAGGAAAGGAACCACUUUCAGGGGGAAAAUAAGGGUCUGAUUCAGCUUGUCGAAGCAGGUUCAUUAGCUCAGUGGGUGAAGGUGGAGCCAGAAGUUGUGUCAUAUCCUGGUCAGACUGUGACAUUGCGUUGCCAGCUUACAAACCCGAGAAAUUUUCGGUUCACUCAGGUGUCAUGGAUCCUUGAACCGACCAAUGGAGAGCGGACAAACAUCGCUGUUUUCCAUCCACAGUUUGGGAUAAAUUAUCCAACCAAAUCCCCCGUAGCAGGGCGUGUCGGUUUUGUACUGAACCCACCCACUCUGGACAACCCAUCCAUUCAAAUCAAAGAUUUGAAGAUGACAGACGAGGGGCGAUACAUCUGCGAAUAUGCCACCUACCCUUCCGGCAAUGAACAGGGAGUGUCAUCACUGAUCAUGCUGGUCAAACCGAGGAACAUGGCUACUGCAUUCACAGUUACUGCAGGCAACACUCCGGUUGUCGUGGCACGUUGUGAAUCAUCCAAUGGCCGUCCUGCAGCAACCAUUUCUUGGUCCACCACGCUGAAUGGAAAUGCAACGACGCUGCAGAUGACAAACAAUCCCGACAACACGGUCACCGUCCAGAGCCAGUACAUGCUUGCCCCGCAGCCCGUGGAUAACGGCAAAGACAUCACCUGCAUGGUUUCACACAGCACCAUGUCCCAACCAGAGACCUUCCCCAUGAAACUCAUUGUUAAGCGUAAAGGACCACCGCCACCUGAAUGUUUAAACUCUACUAAAAUUGUCCAAGACCUCCUCGGGGUGGACACAUCUGUCCUGGAUGGCAUCCCUGAAGGUUUAGAGAGCAAAGCUGAACCAGAGGAACAGCAUAACACUGAACUUUCCCAGCAAUCUCAGGAAAAGCAGUUUCAACAUCGAAAGAACGCCAGCAGUACACCGAACAAGGCAGCAGCCAAAAAAACACAAAUAUCCUCUUCUGCCGUUACAAGAGAAGAAGUGCUGGAACUGCAGAUGGAAGUCUUACAGUUACAAAAGACCAAACUGCAGUUAGAGAUUGAAAAACUCAAAAAGGAGAAGGAAAAUCAAGAUCUUUACCACAUUAUUCUUAACAACAAACUUCUACCGCUACAAAGCGAAGGGAAAAUAACAAGCACAUCAAUUGAUGAAUAAAUACAUUUUUUGAAAGUUCUUAAAGUGUUGUGUUUUUAUGUAAUUAUGAGAACAAAUAAAAGUUUAUAUGCAAAAGCCACUAAACGCCACCUUUGCCAACGAGAUGUUUGUAAUGAUUGUAACCGAAUGCUCUUAACAGGUACUAUACGUUUCUUCAUGUACUUUAGUGUCAAAUCCACUUAAUUCACUUAAUGCAUUUUAGGCAUAUUGCUUUAUGCCCCUUCACUUCAUCCUGCUGUUUGAAGGCAGAAUACUUGUUGACAUGUUAAAACAUCCAUGUAGGCCACAAUAAUUUUGCAAGCCCUUGCGCAGAUCGCUGUGAAGACAGUGAAAUCUGUGUUUAAGCUGGCUGAUCGCCCUCUUAAUUACAGACUUUUUCCUGUGUCAAAGCGUUGUUUUAACAAGUCACAACGUAAAACAUAAAAAAAUCAAUAUGGCAACAUAUUGUUCACAUUACAUUAAAGUUUAAAAAUUUGAACUUUUUUAAAGUUAGUGGGCCCUAUUUUAACAAUCUAUGCGCAUUGUCAAAAGGGCAUGGUCUAAAUGGGCGUGUCCAAUUCCACUUUUGCUAAUUUAAAGCGUAACUAAACCCCUGGUCAGAGCCUGACUCCACCCACUGGCAAUAUUUGAAAAAUGCAAGAAAAGUGGGCAGAUCCCAACAGAGAUAGAGGGGACGAACUAAGCUUGUACCAAGUGUGUGGCGAGAUCAUAACAAGGACGUGGUGAGCUUGAACCUGAUUACGUCACAAGAUCAAGCAGUCACCACUGCAAACCCUCAGACAACAUCAACUAGAAAUGCAUCAGAAACUGAAGACCAUAAGACAUUCCUGAACUCAUUAUACAGAG